AUGGCAUUCGUCCCUGAUUUGGACACACUGGAGAGCAGCAGUCUGAACGAGGAGACGUUGUAUGGCCCCAGCUGUCUGUGCCCGCAGAAGAAGCCCCGGCUGGACUUGGAGGGGACAUCGUCUGGGGUGGGCAUCCAGGUGACAGUGACAAAAGGACCCCUUUCCAGGACCUUUCGCCAGGCUGCUGUCCUGGUGGUGGCUGUGACCAAGCUCCUGAAGCAGCCGGCAUGCAAGGACUUUGCUGACAGUGACCUUGGCAGCUUCUUGGAUGAUAUUUUCGAGCCUGUCUCCUUCCAGUGCAUCAAGGGCAGUUAUACCAGGGCACCCGUUUUCCGCUACACUCGCUCCCAGUCCUUCGACAUCCUGGACAUUGACCACAAGUGCUUCGUACUGGAGUCACCCACCCAGCUGGUGGCCCUGCACCUGCAGGGACCCUCUGCUGGACAGAAAGUGAAGCUCAACAUUGCUCUGUACCGUCCCCGGUCAUCGCAGGGCGCUCCAGGCUCUGGGAGGGUGCCAGUGGCCUUGGGCAUCAAGGGCUACCAGCUCUACAUGUCAUGUGUGAUGAGUGGCACCAAGCCUGUGCUGCAGCUGGAGGAAGCUGACAUCAGGAGGGAUAUUGAGAGUGUGGAGUUGACCCGCUUCAUCUUCUACCGCCUGGACAGCCCAGCUGAGGGGACCACGCGCUUCGAGUCGGCCGCCUUCCCCGGCUGGUUCGUCUGCACGUCCCUGCAGCCCCGCCAGCCCGUGGGCAUCACCAACACCCCAGACCAGGUGAACAUCGCUACCUACGAGCUGAGCAGGCACUGA
Camarhynchus parvulus is the source of this 810-nucleotide messenger RNA. It is a transcript of the gene IL1B, whose product is annotated as interleukin 1 beta. The transcript has 6 exons. The coding region runs from base 1 to 810 and encodes 269 amino acids. NCBI's taxonomy places the organism in Eukaryota, Metazoa, Chordata, Aves, Passeriformes, Thraupidae. The record is from RefSeq and is a predicted model, not a curated record. Gene Ontology annotation, molecular function: interleukin-1 receptor binding; cytokine activity. Gene Ontology annotation, biological process: cellular response to lipopolysaccharide; inflammatory response to antigenic stimulus; cytokine-mediated signaling pathway.